UGCACAAUGCACCUUGAUUGCGGCACGGGGUGGGCGAGGGUAGGCGUUGGUACCUGGGAGCCAAGGGAGGACCGCACCAACAUUCAUGCGAUUGGAUGUUUUGAUAUGUGUAGGCGGAGGAUCUUUCCGCAAACUUCAUAUGCCAUCAUAAUUAGAGCGUCUAAUCCCACACACGAGUUAUGCAGUGCGCACAGCAGAUAUAAACUCGCGGUUCUGUAGGUUGCCCCUCAUCGAUUUCCGUCUUUAUUAACUGGCACUCUUCCAUCCUCAGCUAUAGCUGCCAUAUAGUUAGACAUGGCCAAUCUAGCAGCUCAGGCAUUGAUGGGUGCAGCACAGACAGCUGCUCAAUUUGCUCCAGUGCCAUGGCUCGGAGCCGCUACGGGCGUAUUGGUCACAUUAAUCAACAUGUUCGCAACAGCGGAAGCAAAUAAAAAUGGCAUCACUCUACUCCAAGAUCGAUGCCUAAAUUUCAUGUCCAUCAUCAAUAACGAGGGGCAGAACUUGCCCCCGGAUCAACAGGCUAGGCUGUGCUCCAGCGCCCAAGGCGGCCUUCAAAAUAUUCUGGACAAAAUGGCGCCGUGGUGCUCCAUGUCCAGGGUCAAGCUGUUCGUCAGACAAGACGAGCUGGCUGGCACCAUUCAGCAAUGUCACGCCGAUAUUUCCGAUUGCUUGCUCAAACUACAGGUCACAUCUCACUUGUCAAUCCAUGCAUGGCAGAUCAACUUCGACUUGAGUCGUGCACGAGACAAGGACGACAUGGUCCAGUAUCUGGGUGACAUCAAGAACCAGCAGGAGCUCAUGCGUGUGGCACAGAUGCAGCAUACGGCAGAACUGCGUGAGAUCAUGAAAUUGAUGCAAAAGAAUCUUCCGGGCCUCGUUCCAACGACAGAUCGUGGUAUGGAAAGCAACCUGUAUCACAUACAACAUUCAUCGCAUUCACUAUUACCGAACAUGCACCUUAGACGCGGUGAAGUGAAGCGCAUCGGGCAAUAUGCCGUCAAGGGAACGGGAACAGCAGAUAUAUGGGAAGGCUACUAUUUGAACGAAGAAAAGGUGUCCAUCAAAAUCUUACGGGCUGUUAAUUGUGACCAUCAGUCGCUGCGGAGGUUCAGGAGAGAAGUGGAUAUCUGGAUACGCGUGUGGGAAGCCGACCAUGGAGAGCAUAUCCUUCCUUUCUACGGUUUCUGUCAAACCGAUGGACCUUUCCCGUAUGUUGUAAGUCCAUGGAUGGUCAAUGGCACAGUGGACGAGUAUAUCAAAAAGUACCCCACCGUAGAUCAUUAUUCUUUGAUCAAAGGUAUUUGCGAGGGCUUGAAUGUCCUGCAUAGUAUGUCACCCGCGAUCGUGCACGGCGACCUCAAAGCAUCCAACAUCGUUGUCGACGUCAACGGGAACCCCCUGCUGGCUGAUUUUGGGUUCGCCAAGGUCUUGGAAGAUGUCACGGGCGUGAGUUUCACGAUGUCUGCUGGAGUUUCGAACUCUCAGCGAUGGCUUGCGCCAGAACUCUGCCGUGACGCUGGCAUGCUUACCACCCAUUCUGACAUUUUCGCAUAUGGCAUGACUAUACUCGAGAUCAUGACCCAUGAAAUACCGUGGCAUCACAUCCGUCACACGACGCACGUCAUCAUCAAACUUUCUCGGGGGGAGAUGCCCCCACGUCCUAAAGAUCCUGCAGCCAGCGCAAGGGGUCUGGAUGACCGACUGUGGUUGUUGGUCCAGAAGUGCUGGUCAGCCCCAGAGAAUAGACCUUCGACGAGAGAUAUUCUUGCUUUCUUUGGUUAAAAAAGGGCACUACAUUGAUAUUACUGCUACCCAUGCUUGCGAAUUGCUCACCGUUAUUCUACUGCUACUGCUAUGUACAAAUACUGUGGAAAUAUCAUGUCAAUUCUUACUCUUGUUAACACUUGAAGCAUGUAGAACUUGCACCACUGAAACAUAAAUUUUAUGAUCAACUCUUAUACUUACCUUGAAAAAUGUGUAACUCC
Suillus clintonianus is the source of this 1985-nucleotide messenger RNA. RefSeq names its product kinase-like domain-containing protein. Gene Ontology annotation, cellular component: cytoplasm. The coding region runs from base 295 to 1782 and encodes 495 amino acids. The record is from RefSeq and is a predicted model, not a curated record. Gene Ontology annotation, biological process: protein phosphorylation; signal transduction. NCBI's taxonomy places the organism in Eukaryota, Fungi, Basidiomycota, Agaricomycetes, Boletales, Suillaceae. The transcript has 12 exons. Gene Ontology annotation, molecular function: ATP binding; protein kinase activity.